Messenger RNA from Paramecium tetraurelia, 1992 nucleotides. RefSeq lists its product as uncharacterized. The transcript is spliced from 10 exons. The record is from RefSeq and is a predicted model, not a curated record. Gene Ontology annotation, molecular function: protein phosphatase activator activity. Gene Ontology annotation, cellular component: protein phosphatase 4 complex; nucleoplasm. Gene Ontology annotation, biological process: protein dephosphorylation. NCBI's taxonomy places the organism in Eukaryota, Ciliophora, Oligohymenophorea, Peniculida, Parameciidae.
AUGAAACAGAACUCUGAAAUUCAUUUGUGCAAAUUACAUUAGUUUGUCUAAGAUAAAUGGAAUUGGGUGAAUACAGGAUAUAUUCAUUUUAAUUCAAAAAAUGAAAUGUUACUAUUAGAGAAGGACACGAGUAUGGAAGUAUUCGCUGUUUCAGUGAAAUAAGAAUACGAUUUCUUUUUUGAUGGAGAAGAAGGGAUUUAAUUUCAAUUUAAUGAGUACUACGGACUUAGUUUCCAGAGUAAAGAGGGAGCAUAAGUGGUCUGGAGUAAAAUCCAAAACAUUUUAAAUGAAGAAGAUGAUGAUGAAUCUAUAGUUUUGACUCCUGUGAAUGAGAGCACUCUGCCCCUCAUUCUGGAAACAAUGAGUAAACUAAUCUAGGGUGGUACAUAAACUAAAUAAAUGCUGUCGAGUUAUUUACUUAAUAAGAAGGAUUACUUCGAAAUGCUGAAUAACUUAUUCAAUCAAUUAGAAAAAGACCACAACCAAGAAUUAUUAGAAAUAAUGUGUUCAAUUGUUAAGAAUAUUGUGACUGUUUCUGAACAUGAACUAUUUCAAACCAUACUGAGCGAUUAAAUUUACAUGUUUAUCUUUGGUGCAUUAGAAUAUGAUAAAGAAAUGGCAAAGUCUUAGUUCGUUCCUCAUCGAUAAUUUCUGGAGAAGAAUGUGCAAUUCUUACAAGUAGUCCAAAUCAAGAGUAAAGAGCGAUUGAAAACCAUUCACUUCAUAUAUCGACUGUAGUACUUGCGCGAUUGUGGUUUGGCCUACUACAUCGACGAGUACCAGUAGAUGUUUAUUAAGAUAGUUUUAACUUGUUAUGUGGACCUCCUUAAAUACAUCGAGAAUUCUAAGGAAUUUCUAGUUGAUCUAAUUGACCAAUUGCGAAAUUUUAACUUCUUAGCCCUGAGAUUCCUAAAUGAAAUAUGUUCAGUAUUUAAGGAAUACUAAGAUUUGAAUAAGGCAUUCAUUUACUAAAGAUUAAGUGAGCAUGGAUUAUAUGAGAUUAUCGAAGAUUACAUAGUUGAUUCCCUCUAAAGUUUCCAAAAGCAAAAAGCUAAAUUCAAGAAAUUGAAGAUCAAAAUUUAAGAUGAUAUUUUCGAAAAAACAUCUACUCUGAUAUUAGAAUUGGUUAUUUCAUGUUUACAACACUACCCUUACAACUUUAGACAGUACAUUGUAAGUGAACAUCAAUAAGUACUCAAGUAUCCCCUAUUUAAUGUGAUUGUGGAUCAUGCAUUUGACAAUGAUUCAUAUCUGGAAAUAUUGAAGUUACUCAUUGAUAACACUUAAGAUGAACAAAAUGAAAUCUUGGAUUGCUUUUUGUCUUUAUUUUACCCUAAAAUAUCCCAAUCGAUAUCCCAUUAAUCUAGGAUUGAAUAGAAAACAUUAUUUGUUGAAUUAUCCUUAGGAUUAUCCAGAAACUUAAAAGCUUCUGUUAAGGAUGUAUUGAUUUAAAACUAAAUUGCUUUGAAAAUGGGAUUUAUAUUGCAAGAGAAGAAUAAGAUCUUACAAAUGAAGUGCUUGCAGUUUUUUAAAAUUCUGAUUUUAUAAAGAGAUGAAGAGAUAAAUAAGGAAGUCAUAAUGGCAUUUCCAAAUUUGAUAUCUCCACUUCUUCUAUAUAAAGGUCUAAGAGAAAAUUUGAUAUUUUCAUAAUUUUUGGAGAUAGUAAAGAUCAUUUAUGAAGGGGGCAAUCAAAACAUAAUUAAAUCUUUAGAAUAGGAACUUAAAUUCUGGGAAUAGCAUUCUAAUUACUUGAAAAUCCAUGACAUUUUCAAAUCCAUUAAGUCCAAUUGCAUGAAACAACAAUUCAGUACAUUAUCCGUUGAUUCCAAACCACAACAAUAAUAAGCUAAUUAUAAUGUUAUUGAUGAUGAGAUCGAUUUAUUCAAAUCUGUAUAAGGUCACAGUACACCUCUGCAUAAAUAGACGUCAAAAAAAUUAGUUGAAUAUGAUGAUGAUGUUGAGGUGAUUUCUAAGAAGACCAAAUUAGAUUGA